Monosiga brevicollis MX1 is the source of this 2529-nucleotide messenger RNA. RefSeq lists its product as uncharacterized. Lineage: Eukaryota; Choanoflagellata; Craspedida; Salpingoecidae. The record is from RefSeq and is a predicted model, not a curated record. The transcript has 10 exons. The coding region runs from base 1 to 2529 and encodes 842 amino acids.
AUGGGAAAGGCCCAGAGCAAAAACGAAAGCCCUUCACAGGCUGCCUCGACACUCCCCGUGGCGGAUCCUGAGGUGGAAUGCGACGAGGAUGGUCUCCCGUUGCCUGAUGCCCAUGCCCAAACGUUUUCAGACAGCGCUCGAAGCUCUUUUGAUGCGAACGGCCAGCAGCAGCCCUGGCUCCAACCCAAUGCUCCGCGCGAUGCGAUACAUGAAUUUCUCCUGCUCCAAAGUCAAGGGGACUUUGUGAUUUACAAGGACCCCAAAACCCAGACCACCCACCUUGCUGUCCAAAAUGGUACCGGUGUCGACCAUUUUGCCAUUAUCGAGAAUGAGGAGCAAAAAUUUCAAGCCGCUGUAGACCAUUCCUACGCCGUGCAGCCCACGUUUGAGUCCUUGGAAGCCUUGGUCAAAUUCUAUCAGCGUCGUGAUUUAAAUAUGGCUAUUCAUCCGUUUCGCCUCCGCCAAACCCCAUCAGUCUUUCAACUGGAUGAGACCGUGCAUUCCACCGAGGAGCCGCUUUUGCCAAAGGAUUCCGAGUCCUCGGCACCUGCCACACCGGUACCGACACCGGUGGCCGACAAUGGCGGGCCUGAUGAACCCGACCUGGUCGAGGCCACGUCACCACAACCCGACCCUGUCCUUCCUCGUGCCCCAGCCACACCAGUGCCGACACCGGUGGCAGAUAGCGACGAGCCCGGUGAAACCGACCUGGUCGAGGUCACAACAACCACUGCUGACUCCCUUUACGGCACGGCUGUUGGAGAGCCUUUGAGCAUGGAUCUGAGCGAUAUCGGGCCCACCGAUAUGGCUUACGGUGAUGUUCGCAGACCGGUUGACGCCACUAUCGAGGAGGAGAGCGAUGAUGAAGAGAAUGUGGUUGAUUUUGGCUUUGGCAAUGAAGCCGCUGGCGAUUUGACCGCUGGCUCGAGCGAAGCACGGCGGCUCAUCACACUCGGCUGUGAGGAUGAUGAUGAUGAGGAGUCUUUGCUUUAUUUUGAUUUACCUAUGCUCUCGGCCGCCAUGGCAGCCGGCACAGAAGGUGGUGAGGGCGAAGGCAUCAAGACUGAAAGUGCCUAUGACCUGGACAUGGGCAGUGGCCUCGAUGCACCUGUAAAUCCUUUGCCCGAAACUUUUGAAUCUAAAGUUGAACCUGAUGCCCCAGACGCAACCCGCCCCCAAGCGUACGAGAAUGACUUUUCCCCACUCCUGGCCACUGUGAACGAUGCCCUCGUCCAAGCAGCCGAGGUCGAGUUGGCUGAAUCCAAGCCUGUCAAUGCCAGCCACCCCGACAGCCCAUCGACUGGCAAACUUGACUCAACGCAAGCUGCAAGCGCCGCUGCGGGGCUUCCCGAUGCACCACCUCGUCCCUCUCUCAAUCAGUCUCAGGACAACCUCGAUGCUGGCAAGGGCGACAUGGAUUUGGACGCUAUCAAUGAGGAUGCUACGGAUGGGGAUGAGCACGACCCCGCAAUGAAUGAUGUUGACUACCUGAAGCCAGCUGUGCUGGGUGAGCGAGCAGAGAAUGGGGAUGCUGGCCAAAGCAACGACUACUCCAAGGCCUACGAGCGCUUGCCCGAUGAUGACACGGAAGACAUUUACCGGUGGGCUCGUGGUAUCGACCCUCAUCUGUCAGCAGGCGCCAUUCAACCACUGUGGGUUCAUGGCACGUACUUGAAUCGUGACAAGGCUGAACAGCUGCUGGUGCGCUUUGGCCGGGGCCAGGGACUUUUUCUGGUGCGCGAACGGCAGUUGCGCGACGCGAAUGACGCGUGUCGCUUCUGUUUGUCACUGGUCAUUGACCAUGGCAUCGAGCACCAUUUGAUCGCGGACAAUGGCACUAUGUACUCCAUGCCGGGUAGCAAGCAAUUUCGCACAGUACGCCAGGCGAGCGACCUCUCGUCCAUCCUAAUGCAAAUCAACGCGGCCGUCCCCGGGGCACUGCGUCAGGCAAUCGUAAUUCCCAAGCUUUCGCGCGAAGAAAUUGGUGGCUUUCCCGAUUUUUUCCACGGAAAGAUUGACCGCCACGAAGCGAACCGCCGUCUUCGUAUUGACGGAGGCAACGCUGAGGGUCACUAUUUGGUGCGCGUAUCCUCCAACGUGCAUGGCAGCGCAAACUCGGGCGCGGCCGCCGCGUUUGUGAUAUCAGUUGUCAGCAACAAGCUGCCCAUGCAUCACGUGGUGCGCCGCGAUGGGAACCACUGGGUCCUGAAUGAUGCCUUUAAGUUUCCUCACAACUGCAUCAACCUGACUGAUGUGUUGUCAUUUUUGAUGCAUCCACUCGCCCACGUUUCCUUUCAACUUCGCUCCUACGUGCGCUGCCCUCCGGUGUAUCGCCCCAAACCUUUUGGUGCGCCCGUGUCUGAAUUUGACGGUUUACCGCCGCCCCUCAUCAUGAGCCCCCCGCCACCGCAAGUUCCUUCCAUGGCCAAUCGUCCCAAGCGUAUGUACUAUGCCCUUUGUCAGUUUGACCCGGUUGCAGGCGUGGCCUCUCUCACGAAGCAUCAAAUAUGUCGCUGUUUCCUCUCAUAG